Molecule: messenger RNA, 237 nt
Organism: Brenthis ino (lesser marbled fritillary)
Lineage: Eukaryota; Metazoa; Arthropoda; Insecta; Lepidoptera; Nymphalidae
Source: the annotation of a GenBank genome assembly
AUGGGAAUAUUCACGUCCUGCUGUAGGCCAUCAGCAUCCGAAGUAUUGACCCCAGAUGCAGAAACAAGACGUAGGCAACAAACAGAGGCAGCUGAACGUCGUCGGGCUCAAGAAGCAGCUCGAGGUAUCAAAGAUCCGGAGCGAGUGAAGCGCAUGCAGGAGCGGGCAGAAGAAAUGGAGAAAAGGGAGCAGGAACUAAGGAAGGAAGGAGGAGCGAAUUUGAAGUGGACGGCUGAC